AGUCAUUGGCCGUGUUCGAGAAUAUCAAAACCGUAAAGUAUCAUGGGUAAAUGGUGAAUGACUGAUUGAUCUACAAAUAACAAUGAGUCGUUAUUUAUGACGGACGGUGAUUUGUAGAUCAAUCAGUCGGCAGUCUCCUCCACUGUCGGCUGCAAUGUCGAACAAGCCUAUUAAUGUCAACAAACCCCAUAUGAUCGUGCGACGCAAGCACGCUUCCUCGACGCAGCGUCAAAUAUUUUGUGAUGAAGGUAUGAAGGGCAAUCUGUAGCAGUUACAGAGGAGCCCAGGGGGCUGCUACCAGAGCAGUUACACCCAGUGAAGGGAGGGAGAGACCAUGGACCUGAGUGAGAGGACGCCCAACAAGUGGUGGACAGAGUCGGACACCUUCGCCAUGCUGGCCCUCAUCGAGCAGCUUGACCUGGUGCAUGAGCUGGAUAAGAAGCGCCAGCGCAAUGACUCACACUUCCGCCGCCUGCGCUACAGCCUGGCCAAGCGGGACAUCCACUUCACUGUCAACCAGAUACGCAACCGCUGGAAGAGCCUCAAGCACAAGUACCGCAAGAUCAAGAUGGCAGGAUACCGUAGCGCCGCUGCACGCCUGUCCACCAUCGAGUCGUUCCGUUACUUUCGUAUGCUGGACCGCAUGCUGGCCAGGAGGGCCCGGGUGGGGGCCCCAGUGCAAGGCAUUGCAGAUGGACACAAUAUGGUGGUGUUGACCCCUUCAGACCUGGAGGAUCAUACUGAUGGUGAUGUUGCUCAGCCCGAAUCUGUGGCCCCUUGGCAGAACAGCCUGGCUCCAGCUUUAGAGGGAGAAGCAGACGAGACCAAUGCCAUCCCAAUAGAGGCCAACGUCAGCACUCCGGGCUGGGCCUUGAAGUCAGACGAGAUAAUGACUUUGGGUCUAUCUGGAGAGUAUCUUUACCCAGUGAAGAGUGAGCCACAUUCAGUACCCUCUUUACAUGAUGGUGAGGGAGCUAAGGAUCCCACUGGCUGCAGUCCAGAAGAACAAACUGGCACUUGUGAGGACACCAGCACCCUGAUCCUCCAGCAGCUCACCAUCCUGAACCAUCAGCUAGGGGAACAGCUCGCUGAGCAAAGGGCCUUCCACUGCAGCAUGCUGGGUAUGAUGGACCGACAGAUAGAGGUCCUGGAGCAGUUCUCCAACUUCUCCACAGGCCGUCAGGUCAAGACCGAACCCGAUGACAGUAACACUCCUAUCAGCCAGCAGGUCCACAACUCCCUGGUGCGCAUCUUGAGAGGAGUGGAACAGGUCCAAACCCAAGGACACCAGCUGUGCUCAUGCAAGGCCUACCCCUCACAGGCUACAUCUCCCUCCUGGACAGUCUCUCUGUUGGAGGUCCACAAAGAAUCACCCUCCAGGGAUGAGAACUCAACUAGUGACACAUCCAACCCUCAGCCCUCAGACCAUGGGCGUCCUGAACCUCAAGGACCAUCCCCCUCAGAGCAGCUUCCCACUUCCCCACAGAAGGGUGUUCUGCUUAACGGACUCUCAAACAAGUGCCAGCACAACUGAGUGCUCUUGAAGCUUCAUUCUGACAGAGGAGAGCAUACACUCUUAGAAAAAAGGGUUCCAAAAGGGUUCUUCAGUUGUCCCCAUAGGAGAACCCUUUUAGGAUCCCGGUAGAAUCCUUUUUGGUUGCAUGUAAAACAAGUGUGUUCCAUGUAGAACCCUCUGUGAAAAGGGUUCUACAUGGAACCUAAAAAUGGUUUUACCUGAAACCAAAAAAGGUUCUUCAAAGGGUUAUCCUAUGGGGACAGCCGAAGAAUUGUUUCAGGUUCUAGAUAUAACCUUUUUUUUUCUAAGUGUUGAAUAAAAAAAUAUGGGUGCUUACAUUUAUGAGGGACUUGUCAUUUUGAGAAUGUAUUGUUUAAAAAAAAGAAGAAAAAAGGUGUUACUUUGUUUUUUAUUCCAACUUCUCUCUUCAGUUUAAUUUUGUCAUGUCCAAAUGUUUUAAUGUACAGAAGUGAAUAAUCUGAUGUUUUAAUCAGAUAUAUUUUAAAGUCUACAAUCUAGAGAAUUUUGACAAACCUUAGCGCAGAUGUUUAUUUAUUCUAGUCAAGAAGAGAGAUUCCAAUUCGCCAGCAAUCAUCCACUGAAACGUGCUAGAUUCCCCAAAUUCUGUUUAAAUGUAUGUUUCCUUAACUCAUACACAUUUAUGUGGAAGCUGGUCAAGCAAAUGCUUUAUCCAAAUGUCUCCUCUUUUCUAAAUGUUCCUUUUCCUAAACAUAUUGGAUAUUUAGAAACUUCAUUUCUACAUUGAAGACUUGUUUUAAACAGGGACUUUGUAGAACUCCAUUUGCACAGCUGUUUGCAUAGUCGUGGAUACACAUGGCUGCUUUAAUUUAGGCCAGUGAAUGUGUUUUACUUUGCUUUAGCUUCGCUGAAGAUGAGAGGUAGUGUGGAAGUGCAAUAUGGUAAUGAAGUCUACAUUUGCAAUAUCACAAGAGAGUCAUCCAACAUCAUCCAUCACUUAAUUUGUGUCUUGGAAUUGUAUUACUACAUCUUGGCAGUACUGCAAUUUGGCAUGUUUUGCUUGUAAUUUGUUACCUGUCUUAAGCAAGAAUUUUGCUAGGACUGUUUUGGAGUGGUCUGAGUGGGGAGGGGAAAGCUGUUAUUGGCAGAGGUUUGGAAUUUGUGCUGCGUUCAGUACAUUUUUACGUUCUGGAAUAUUCCAUUGAAUGAAAAUGAUGCUGUACUGAACGACUAGUUGAAAACUGGGAGGGGUUGGGGAACGCUGUCAACAUGACCAAUUUCAGGCAGUCUUUUCAAACAGCUCUUACAUUAAAAGUAUUAUCAUGAUUUUCACAAUAUCACAGUAUUAUGCCAACCUCAUAGUGUGAUAAUAUAUAUAUAAAACACAGGUAAAUCACGUUUUUGACCUCACUGCGACUUUUCUCUCCAAAAGUCAUUUUAAUACAUGACUUCCAGCUUCAAUCAGAACUUGUAUCAAGUCCAUUGAUAUUGAGUUAUUUAGUGUAAUGUAUGUGAUGCACCUUGACAUUUAACCUAAUCCAAAUGAGUACAAUAAAAAGAGGCAUACUUGUGAUAGUUUUAUUUAUGGACUGAAAGGUGUCUGAAAAUGUCAUUGAUACUAUUGUAUUUUUAAAAGUGAAGAAUUAAACAUUCACUGUAAUGGAAGGACUGGUUUUAUUUAUGAAUUGCAAAUCUCAUCAGUAGCUUUAGCCAUUUUGGAAUUAGAAAUAAAUGUUGCAAUGUACAUUGUAGGCCUACUUCAAAAGGAAAAUAUGAUGUACAUUUAUUUGAAAUGAAAGCUUUUUUUUUUGCGGGACAGUUAUUUGAGCGCCCUUUUUAAGCAUCAGAUACUCCAAGAUCUCCAGAUUGUUUUGUAGUAUACUCUAAUAACUCUAAGCAAUACCAGAUCCCUGAAUACCAAUAUACUUUUAUCAUAACUGUAAACUCUCCUUCCAGACUCACAUCAAACAUCUCCAAUCCAAAAAUGUAUCUAGAAUUGGCUUCCUAUUUCGCAACAAAGCAUCCUUCACUCAUGCUACCAAACAUACCUUCGUAAAACUGACCAUCCACCGAUCCUCGACUUAGGCAAUGUCAUUUACAAAAUAGCCUCCAAUACCCUACUCAAUAAAUUGGAUGCAGUCUAUCACAGUGCCAUCCGUUUUGUCACCAAAGCCCCAUAUACUACCCACCACUGCGACCUGUAUGCUCUCGUUGGCUGGCCCUCGCUUCAUACUCGUCGCCAAACCCACUGGCUCCAGGUCAUCUACAAGACCCUGCUAGGUAAAGUCCCCCCUUAUUUCUGCUCGCUGGUUACCAUAGCAGCACCCACCUGUAGCACGCGCAGGUAUAUCUCUCUGGUCACCCCCAAAGCCAAUUACUCCUUUGGCAGCCUCCUUACAGUUCUCUACUGCCAAUGACUGGAACGAGCUACAAAAAUCUCUGAAACGGGAAACACUUAUCUCCCUCACUAGCUUUAAGCACCAGCUGUCAGAGCAGCUCACAUAUUACUGCACCUGUACAUAGCCCAUCUAUAAUAUAGCCCAAACAACUACCUCUUCCCCUACUGCAUUUAUUUAAUUAUUUUGCACCCCAUUAUUUCUAUUUCUACUUUGCACAUUCUUCCACUGCAAAUCUACGAUUCCAGUGUUUUACUUGCUAUAUUGUAUUUACUUCGUCACCAUGGCCUUUUUUUGCCUUUACCUCCCUUAUCUCACCUCAUUUGCUCACAUUGUACAUGGACUUAUUUUCUACUGUAUUAUUGACUGUAUGUUUGUUUUACUCCAUGUGUAACUCUGUGUUGUUGUAUGUGUCGAACUGCUUUGCUUUAUCUUGGCCAGGUCGCAAUUGUAAAUGAGAACUUGUUCUCAACUUGCCUACCUGGUUAAAUAAAGGUGAAAUAAAAUAAAAAAAAUAACAUUGAAGCUGUAACAAAAAGUAGCCUAAAAUGAGAAGAUAUUCAAUAAAACAUGAAUUGUGUUUCGUUUUAUGUGUUCCCAGACAGAAAAUGUGCAUCACCUCACCUAUUGCGAACAUGUCUCUGUCCUCAUAUAACCUGUCAAAUUAAAAGGACAUGCAUUGAAA
Messenger RNA from Salvelinus fontinalis (brook trout), 4576 nucleotides. RefSeq lists its product as uncharacterized. The transcript is spliced from 4 exons. The coding region runs from base 335 to 1534 and encodes 399 amino acids. The record is from RefSeq and is a predicted model, not a curated record. Lineage: Eukaryota; Metazoa; Chordata; Actinopteri; Salmoniformes; Salmonidae.